This is a messenger RNA of Micropterus dolomieu (smallmouth bass), 2070 nucleotides long. RefSeq lists its product as uncharacterized. The transcript has 7 exons. The record is from RefSeq and is a predicted model, not a curated record. Bases 242 to 1264 code for a protein of 340 amino acids. Lineage: Eukaryota; Metazoa; Chordata; Actinopteri; Centrarchiformes; Centrarchidae.
CACACGCCCAGCGUGCUCCCUCUCCCGAUAACGCCCUAAGAAGUUCGACCCGGCGCAACGAAGGCCCUUUGUUCAUUUUCAAGCCACACACGCGAAGCACCGCAACAUCGACUUUUCCCUCGUUUCCAGCAACUUACUUGUUUGUUAAAAGUUAUCAGACCGUUAAGUUACACUAGUUUAAUUCAAGAACGACCAAGUUCUUUUUAAGCUUUAUUCGUCGAGCUAAUUCCACCGACCAGCCAUGUGGCCCGCCAGCAGUAACCCAAGGACAUCCAAACAGAACAGCUUCCUUGUCAGACCAAGAACGGACAACACUUUUUCUUCAUUCAAGACAUGGAGAACCCCCGGAAAAUUCCCUAGCAGAAAGCCAGGAAUCGGGCAGCUAGCCAAGGCCGGCCGCCGACCCACAACGUGGCUGUGCGGACUGAUACCGGACUCCGCGCUGCAAAUGGCUGGUUUCCAGGUCUACAGAGCAGACAGAGAUCUCCGGCAAAACAAAAGAUGGAGUCCGUUUGGCUCCUUCAAAGUCUGCAAUCCAGUGAAGCUGGUAGAGGAGCUCCUGUCAGGCAAAGAGUGGUCACAAUUCCUGUACAGAGACCAGAGCUCCAUACCUGAGCCACCUCCAUACCAGACCCACUCAGAGGACACAGCACAGCUCAGUCUGAACUCCCAGUUUUACUCUAGUGCUGAACUGGACCUUGCUCUCAAUGUGUUUGAAGGCAAGCCUGCUGUACCAGAGGAGGAGCCUGUCUACGAGGAUAUCAGUCCAUCAAAUAUUAUCACAGGAAAGAGCCAAACACAUGAGCAACAGGAGAUGAACAGAACACCCAUUACUGCUGUACCAAAGAUAUUACUGGAGAGUGAAACCAGUCAGAUGAGCCUCAGGACUAAAGAUAUUUAUGACACAGUGGAGUUCAUCCAGCCUGGUCAGACAUGCAAGUACUUUUCUGAUAUUAAGUCUCAGGGGGUUCUGGACAGUUCCAUUAAGAAGUAUCUCAUCAAGCUGAGCAAGAAGAGGAAACACAGAGCACGGAAAUGGCAUCGUGACAGGAAUCAUGGAGAGAACCUUGGCCAGUCUCCAUCCUCCACCUCUCCACAAGUCUUCUCUGCCUCCAUCUUCUAUAAAAUUCCAGCUUCAGGAGGAGAGGAGGAACAGCAGGGCUGUAUAGCUAAGUCUGGAGGAAGCAGUCCCAGAUGUCUGGCCAAGAUGAAGUCAGCUCUGAAGCUGGGAGCAGCUCAGCCAAAGGAAGACAGAAGGAAGUAGAGGACGCGUUUUCCAUCCUAUUAAAAGUUGUUUGAUAUUAACAUCAAUUAUUACAACAAAACCAAAAAUUGCACCCUUUUUUGUGGAAUUAUAUGGAUAAUAAGGAGAAUGUGUACAAAAAGUAAUAAUGUUUUGCCUUGACUACCUACCAUGCAUUUGUUGGUUUAACCAAUGUGAUGGGUUUUCAGUGUCCUUUAAGUAAGAAUAUAAUGUCGUAUCUGUAUAAAUGUAGUGCUAUAAUACUAGAGAUAACUUGUUUUUUUAUACAAAUACAUUUUAUUAUUUAUGUCAAAACAAUAAAAUAAACAACAUUAUUGCCAGGCAUCACAUCUAGGCUACAUCAUAUUUAAUCGAACGUGGGGACAGCAAAUCUUUACACUGCAUAAUUUGUUUGUUUGUGGCAAAAAUAAAAAAGGAGUCAAAACAACUAUGAGGAUUUAGUAUCACGAAAAAGUUACAUCACAAAGGUACACAGAUUGAUCUAUAAAAUAUCAAGAGCCAGAUUUUAAAAUCAAAUGUGGUUGCAUAAACUAGUUCAAAUAUGCGGUCAGAUUAGAAAACAUUUCAGUCUUCAAAAUAUAGAUUUUCUUUGAUAAUGUUGAAGCUUGCCAAAGUCUCUAUCACUUUCGAUCUAUCUAUAUCUUCAAAUAUGUUUAAUGCCAUCUCAGUCCUCCCCCAAAGUCCUAUCAUUCUCAGUACUGCAGGCUGCUAUAGGCCUAGACUGCCGGGGGAUUUCCCAUGAUGCACUGAGCUCCUCUCUCCUCUACUUUCUCUCCCUCUGUAUGCAACCUUAUCCCAUUAUUGCA